UUUGUUUUGCGGGAGGCAUCGUAUUCAUCUUUCAAGCUCCAAACCGCUGCAUUUUUCUUGGUGGGGUGGUGAAAGCUUAUGGGGAGACACGGAGGAGGUUACCCUGCUUAGCCUUCAGACCCUUCAUACAAUGAGAGUGAGGCACAAGGUUCUCCGCCCACCUCCCGCUGAAGUGACCAACAGCAACCUUUCUGAAGGAGCUGCUGUGUGGAAUGUCCUGGACACGUUCCCUUGGAGUGACUGUCAUUUGGAAGCGGGCCUCUUUGGAAGGAACGAUUUGGGUCAAUCAAUUGAACUAGGAACAUCGGAUCAUCUAUGGAGUCAGUAGAAAUUCUUUCCGGCAUAUUAGGAAAGGAGACUAAGCCUGGCUUCUUCGAUGGCCAAGGGACUUGUAUCUUCCACCGUGUCCAGGCCUUGGGGUGCUGCACCAGCUCUCCUCACUUAUGCUUACAGUGCUGUGGCAGCCGUGCCCCCCGGGGCUGCCCGCCUUUCGCUCCUCUGCAGAAAGAUCAACAUGGAGAUCCCCCAAAGAGGAGAGGGGGAAUACUACGCCACGAGGGAGUAACAGAACCGAUCCUCACUUUGUGAAGAGGAAGAGAGGAUAAAGAGCUUUGACGGUGGGAGCAGGAUUGGGAGGGGCGGGGGUUGUUAAGUGAGGAAUGAGAUACCAUUUAACCAAAGGAAAAGCAGGAAACGCCUUGAAGGGCAAUUGGCCCCACCAGCUCAUAUGGAAUCUGCCCUGCAACUCGCGCGUCUGGGCACGUAGGCACGGGUGUGCAGCGAUCACUCCCACUGCAGCCCAGGUCCUUAUCAGCGGCAUUCACAGAUCUGUAGUGGCCCGGCGGCGUGGGCUUGGGGAGAGCUGGAGGAGGUGGGGGGACCAUCCCGCCUCUCCGUGAGGGCGGAGGUGGGGAAUCUAAGAAGAUUGGCACCCCGAUGCGCCCCUCCUCCCGGCGGCUCUCCUCUCCAACCCAGUCCUAGAAGGAGACACAGGCCGGUGGCCACCUGCCAAGUCAGGCUUGGGCGGCGAGGGAGGAGGGGCAGGGGCCCCGGGAGGUGGCCUUUGCGAUACCGGGGCCACUCCUGCCGACUCUGGCCGCGCGGGCGCGAGCUGGCUGUACAAAAGGCCCCGGCGGGGCAGGGCGGGCCUGCGGCGGGAGGUGGGCUCUAACCCCCCACCUGUUGCGGGGCGCUGCGGGCUGCAGAGAUGGGCCGCUACUCCGGCAAGACGUGCCGGCUGCUGUUCAUGUUGGUGCUCACCGUGGCCUUCUUCGUGGCGGAGCUGGUGUCGGGGUACCUGGGCAACUCCAUCGCGCUGCUCUCGGACUCGUUCAACAUGCUGUCUGACCUGAUCUCCCUGUGCGUGGGCCUGGGCUCGGGCUACAUCGCGCGGCGUGGUACCCGCGGCUCCGGCGCCACCUACGGCUAUGCUCGGGCCGAGGUGGUGGGCGCGCUCAGCAACGCGGUCUUCCUCACCGCGCUCUGCUUCACCAUCUUCGUGGAGGCCGUGCUGCGCCUCGCGAGGCCCGAGCGCAUCGACGAUCCCGAGCUGGUGCUCAUCGUGGGCACCCUGGGGCUGGCAGUCAACGUGGUGGGGCUGCUCAUCUUCCAGGACUGCGGAGCCUGCUUUGCGGUCUGCACGCGGCGGCGGCGCCGGACCCGUCCUCCGCCACCGCCGCCCCAGGGGGACCCUUGCGGCGCUUUGGGGAGCCCCCAAGGGGCUGCGGCAGCCACAGCCCCCGGCUCAGAUGCAGUAGUGACUCUCCGGGGGGCCUCGGCCGGAAGAAAGCUGCAGGAGGGCGCGACCGUGUUCUCGAAUGUAGCAGGUGAUUCCCUGAACACCCAGAAUGAGCCAGAGGAGACGACGAAAAAAGAGAAAAAGUCUGAAGCACUGAACAUCAGAGGUGUUCUCUUGCAUGUGAUGGGAGAUGCCUUGGGGUCCGUGGUCGUGGUCAUCACGGCCAUCAUAUUCUAUGUCCAUCCCCUGAGACGCGAAGACCCGUGUAACUGGCAGUGCUACAUUGACCCCAGCUUGACUGUUAUCAUGGUCAUCAUUAUCUUGUCAUCUGCUUUCCCACUGAUCAAGGAGACUGCUGUCAUCCUGUUGCAGAUGGUCCCCAAAGGAGUUAACAUGGAAGAGCUGAUGAGCAAGCUCUCUAGCGUGCCUGGAAUUAGCAGUGUUCACGAAGUGCACAUCUGGGAACUGAUAAGUGGGAAGAUCAUCGCUACCCUGCAUGUCAAGUACCAGAAGGGCGCGGAGUACCAGGAUGCCAGCAGAAAAAUCCGAGAGAUCUUUCACCAUGCUGGAAUCCACAGUGUGACCGUCCAGUUCGAAAUGGUGGACUUGAAGGAAGCCCUGGAGCAGAAGGACUUCUUGCUGACCUGCAGUGUCCCCUGCAUCUCCCAGAGCUGUGCCAAGAAACUGUGCUGUCCCCCGGGGACGCUGCCCCUGGCUCUCGUUAAUGGCUGUGCAGAACACAAUGGUGGACCCCAUCUAGAUGCUCAGGAGGUGGCCAUUGAUAUGGCUUCAGAUGGCUGUCCGAGGGAACAGGGACAGACUCUUGGCAAGACUCAAGAGGAACAUCAUUGUGAAAACAGUACUCAUUUUUAGUGGGUUUCCACACAAAACCAGACUGACUGGACAGGCACUUUGGGUCGCCAGCUCUGCUUGUGGAAAGAGCUUUGUUGGUGUGUACCCUGUCAGUAGGGAUCAGAUGUUUGGGAUGUUCGUGGAACAAGCCUGCUGAUUUUCAUGCGGUCACCCCUUUCCAUUACCCUGGGCGUCUCAUGCUUCCCUGCGACAAUUUUAGUGUGAACGUGGGUUUCCUCAAGCAGACUUCACUAGCGUGUGUAUCAGGGAUGUUGAAGGCUGGGACUCAGUAACUAUGGCACAGGACUGAAAGUCAGUCUUGUCUAGUGGUGCUGGGGAAUUGAACAGAGGGCUCAUGUGUGCUAAGGAACUGCUCUGUUACAGAGAUGCACUAUGGCCCUUGUUUUCAAACUGUUUAGAAUUUCUAGCUGACUCUCAAAUGAGCUCAAAGCUUAAAUGAGUAGGAAAAAAAUUGAGGCACAUGAACUAUAUUUUCCUCUCUUCCCCUCAAAGAUCAUAAAAGAUGGAAGUCGGCUAUCUGUGGCACUUCAGAAAUAUAUAUUGUUAGGUCCAUUCUUGGACCAUGAGAAACAGACACCUAAUAAAAAAUACAAAAUGCUUAGUUGUUAAGGUGGACAAACAGAAAGCCUCUUAAGGCAGAAAAUGCUCUCAACACAUUAGAGGAGGUAGACUUUACUGGCGUGGAGGGGAAAAUAGGUUCUAGACCAUCUCUUCAUUCUGUGAGGUGUAAGGUGGCUACCGUUUACUUUCUGCUGAGAGCUAAGCUGAGCUGUGAUGUGUUGCUGAUGUUUAAUCAUGUAACACAUUCAUUACACUCAGAAGUGUGGGGACAGACUUCUACUUUCUUAUUUACUUAUUUACCAUUUCUGAGUGUCUCCAGGUAGGAUUGUUGGCGCUUAUUGUUCUGAUAAUGAUUUUCUUGUCCAGAUUUCCCCACAGUCUUCUCUUUACGAUCACAUUGAUCCAUGUAGUAUUGACCAGGGGGAGAUGAAUAUUCCAGGGACAGGAAAAAUAUUCAUUCCUGCUUAAUGAAUAAGCUAGCCUGCCUUUGCUUUAAUUAGGUAUAUUUUAAAGUAUUUAUUAUAGUUGCCAACUAGUAACUGUAUGGAAAAGUUGUAUCCAAUCGAGAAAUGAAAAGUAAUUUGAUUGCUGCUUUUAAUGUGUUUGAUGGCACUUAGAGUUUUAUGUCUGUGACCCAUGUUACCAAGUUCAAAUAAAUUGUUUAUGAUUUGAUUCAGACACAUAACAGAACUGUAUUGGUAGGAGAAAGUGCAGAAAUGUCUGUCAUGUGUUUAACACCUUACCUUGUUUGGGCAUCCUUGUUUAAUCAAAGCCUCAUAGGUAUGACGUGGGAUGCCUGACUGAGGGAGCCAGCAUGGAGUUUGAGCAGCUCCAAGGCUGAUGGAAAGUUAUCUUGUCCUAGGCUGUCAGCUUUGGCCGUAUUGAGAAACUACACAGGACUCAUCAGAAGUGGGAAUGGUCACAGAAAUGGCACCCAGAGUUUUCAGUGCAAACACCAUUUUAAAGAAACCGUCUUUCCUGGGUGUAGUGGCAUAUGCCUGUAGCCCCAGCUACUCAGGAAGUUGAGGAAGGAGAGUCACUUGAACCUGCGAGUCCAGGCAAAAUAGUGAGACUCAGUUUUUUGUUUGUUUGCUUGUUCUUUAGCUAUUAGUCUUAAAUUUGGAGGUUGUUGGGCAGCUAUGGUCAGGAAUAUAGGAACUUCUUUGUUCCUUUUAAGUUGGUUAGAUCAAUCAUCCUUAAGUAAAUAGAAAACUAUCUAAAACCUUUCUAAUUACUAGAAGUUUUUGUGUUAGAUAUAUGCACUUUAUAAGCUGGAGCAAAGACAAAAUUUCUACUUUGGGCAUCAAAUGUAACAGACUAGUGGAUUCCCUAGGAACCCAGCAUGGUGAUGUGUGAGCAAAUUCCUCCACAUAAACACUGUUUAAUGCCUUAGUUGAAGCCAAAAUAGAAAUUUGUCUCUAACUUAAAAAUCUGAAUUCAUAUCACUGCCUUAUUAUUAAAGGAGAAACUAAAAUUUUACAGCUUUCCUGCUACUAGCUAAAGGAAUGUAUUCUAGUUUGCAUGUAAAUAACAAUCUUUAAUCUCUGAAGUAUUUUUCUGGAAAGAAAAUACAUUUAAUUCUGACAUAAUUAAACAUAACCUGAGAAAAUUGAUCUUGAUUGAUGCUUGCAUAGCAAAUUAUAGACAGAAGCCAGUAUGAUAUAUGGCUUUUUGAAGACAGCCAAAGUACAUUUAAUAAUGUGCAAACAAGUCAAGAGGAUGCAAUGUUUCUGCUACAUGAUUGUAUUCAACACCGCCAGCCCUGGAUGUGUGGUAUUUUUGCUUAGGGUUUCCUGGACCAUUGAUUGUCUUUUUUUUUUUAUUCUCUGAGGGCAGUGCAUGAUAUUUUCCCCUCCUGAAUCAGCAAUCAGAUAUGCAUCUGGUGGACAAGACAACACACUUUCUUUGAGCUUAGGCAAACGGUGACACUCAGUUCGUGUUCCUGCAUGCUUCGGUUGCUCCUAGAACCCCGAGCUCCAGCCCUCCUGCCUGCCCUUCCUUCCAUCCUGCUUGUCUUCUUCAUUUCCCCACUAACGUGGUGGUGACCAACCAAUGUCAGGGCCUCCAAGGUUUCCAGGCAAACGCUCGACUCUUGAGCUAUAGCCCCAGCCUCACAGACUUCUUUAUAACAUUCAUUACACCCUCUGCGGGGCGUCAGGACUAGGUGUCCUGCGUGCCAACUUGUCCUCUAUCCUUCGGGUAUUUUCCUUGCUCUCUUGUCUUUGGUUCUCUAUGGAUAACACAUCACUUCCUUCCAGCACUUCAGCGCCAGUUAUAGGAACCGAUCCCUUUGUUUCAUUUCCUAUCUUCUAAUCUCAGUUUUAAAAAUUGGGAUCUUUGUUUCUUGACAUUUGGUUAUUCAAACACCCACAGGGCUGCCAAUUGCCAUUGCGCGUGUGCGCACAUGCCCUAUAAAUUAGGCACUCGAAGAUUCAAUGGAGUGCGUGAUUGUCUUUGUCAGGGUGUCUCCACCUUGACACGCUGGCGUUCUGAGUUGGGUGUUUUAGACCAUAUUAGGUAUUGCAUGUUAUUUAGUGGCAACAUUGGCUUCUAAUCCCAGAUCCCAAAUCAUCUCCCCAACCUAUGACAACUCAGAAUUCCUCUAGACAUCCCUGGGGAGAAGUUUUGUGUCCCUUCCUACUUCUCAACUACUAGCUGUAACUGUGUUUGAACAGUAUUGAUGGACCCUUCCCCACCCCAAGUCCAACAAUGUUUUUAGUAUCAUCCAUUCCGCAGGAUUCACUACCCUGUAUCCCAGAUUGGCCCCAAACUCUCCAUCCCACAGCCUCAGCCUCCUGAAUCCAGGGGUUAUAGGCAUUCACCACCACUCUUGGAUUAGGAUUCACUGUUUACAAGCAAUAUUUUAAAAAGUAUUUCAUUUGUUGUGCCGAGGCUAGAAACCAGCCAGAGCCUUGCUACGUGGGCAUCCACUCAAUGGCUGAACCACCCCAAGAGCCAAGCAUGUGGUAACCCAAGCCAAGCAGUUCAAGUUAGCCUCAGUGAGUUUGAGGCUAGCCUUUCUCCAUGAGGUUUCAGUUUGGUCACACUUUGAUUUGGGUUUUGCAUUCCAUUAGAGAUCACGGGCUGACGUGUGCCUUCUCUAUCGCCCUGUCCUUGCGUGACCUUGUCACCUUUUUGUGCUUCUGAGCUUAUUUCCAGCCGAGUGACCUUGAGUGGGAACAAGGUUAUCAAGCCAGCCAGGAAAGGAGUUUCUUAAACCGAACUUGUGCCAGACAAGAAUCCUCAAUGUAUAAAAUGUUCUUAGAAUGUGGAGCAGCUCUGUUGUUUUCCGACACUUCCUCUCCCCUAAUCACCCCACCCCCACCCCAGACCUUUCUUAUUUACAUGGAACUUUCUUUGCUAAGCUUCGGGCCAGGCACUGAACCUACUCUGAAAUGUAAUGAGUAUAAUCUAGAAAAAAAAAAAAAUGAUUGUCAAGGGAGAGCCAUCCCUUCUGGAGGCCUGAGGUUAUGUUACAGUAUUGUGGAGUUUUGUUGCUUAAAAUCCUCCUUUUAUUCUCAAGGGCACGUCUGCCAACGUGUAACUGUCACAUUUCGGGGGGGUGGGGGAAUUGUUAAAAGGUUAAGGUGAAGAGUUUCAGUAACUCCUUGCUAAUUGCACGUGAAUCCCCCACAACGAUGUACAUAUACUUACCUGUUGCAGGUGAAAAAUGUUCAAUGGUGCUGUAAAUGAAAUGUUUUUGUGGAAUUAAACAGACAACUUGAAGCAGCUGAA
Molecule: messenger RNA, 6907 nt
Organism: Peromyscus leucopus (white-footed mouse)
Lineage: Eukaryota; Metazoa; Chordata; Mammalia; Rodentia; Cricetidae
Gene: Slc30a10
Product: solute carrier family 30 member 10
Exons: 4
Coding region: 1208-2611 (467 amino acids)
Biological process (GO): zinc ion transmembrane transport; detoxification of zinc ion; intracellular zinc ion homeostasis
Cellular component (GO): membrane
Molecular function (GO): zinc ion transmembrane transporter activity
Source: RefSeq, a predicted model, not a curated record